This is a messenger RNA of Fusarium oxysporum Fo47, 1494 nucleotides long. Its product is annotated as transcription factor domain-containing protein. Gene Ontology annotation, molecular function: DNA-binding transcription factor activity, RNA polymerase II-specific; transcription cis-regulatory region binding; zinc ion binding. Gene Ontology annotation, cellular component: nucleus. Lineage: Eukaryota; Fungi; Ascomycota; Sordariomycetes; Hypocreales; Nectriaceae. Gene Ontology annotation, biological process: positive regulation of transcription by RNA polymerase II. Bases 1 to 1494 code for a protein of 497 amino acids. The record is from RefSeq and is a predicted model, not a curated record. The transcript is spliced from 3 exons.
AUGAUCGCUCUAGUUUCAGAAACUCUCAAAUCGUUACCAAAGAAAACCAGGUCCCGAGCAGGGUGCGUACGAUGUCGCCGCCGACGGCAAAAGUGUGACGAGAGUAAGCCCUCGUGCGAUAGAUGCGUCGAGGCUGGGAGCAUCUGCAAGUAUGAGGUUACGCUGAGUUGGGGCGGAAGAGCAUUCGCAAAAUCCACUUUCGGAAAGUGUCUUCACGAUAUCAAAAGAACAGACAACGCCUCGACAGGCAAUGGCUUUGUCUACAGCACGACCCAUGCCCAGUCGCCUAGGCGCGGGGCAUCGCGGAGGACCACAGCGACGCGGUCAAAUGCCAGCCAUGAAACAAGGCUACAGCACUCGACAGAAAGCCAUGUACCGGAAAACACUCCGGAUACACUAGAUCGACGUGUCACCACCACCAACGCCUCCUUGAUCAUGAAAAGCGAUUGCAUUCUGGAGGUUUCAUCAAGAGUUCACCCACAAGAUAAGCUGACCGGUCCCCUUCACCCCUUACAGGCGGCCAUUACACGACCGCAACAUCAGAUAUCCUUUCUUCCGCCCAUGGCUAAAUAUCUAUUCCAAUUUUACCUCUCCGAAACGAUGAGACUUACCGUCCCAAGCAGCUAUGCCAAAACAGAGAUCUGCCGAUUCCUCGUCCCGAUGUCGCUCCAAGAGCCUAGCUUACUCUACGCCGUGAUGGCGUUCGCCUCUGUUCAUCUCGAUGCCAUCGGUAUGCUGCCCGGAAAUUCGCAGCGACUUAUCGACAGUCUCCAUUGGGCCAGCAUCAACCAUCUUCGAAGAUUGUUGGAAGAUGCUGACACCACGUCACAAACUGUGGCGCUGGCUACCACGAGAACACUAUGCCAGGCUCAGAUUUAUGGUGGGACAUCAUUAUGGCGCAUUCAUCUUGAUGGUGCGCGUGCUAUCCUCCAGACGUCUCAAACAGGCAAACAAGUGAAGAGCAGGCCUCACAUUCCUGUGAACACGGGGUUCCUGGAUAGUUGGUUCCAUAAUGCGGAAGCACUAGCUUCCUUGAGCCCGGCCGGGCUGCUCGGCGGUCAGCUUCUUGUCCACGGCCAGACCGAUUCUGGAGCGUUUCUCGACAUCUAUGGUGGCGUCAUGUCUGAUCUUCCUGCAUUAUUCAAAGAGGUCGGAGCCCUCUUGGGAAAGAAGCACGUACGCACCGCUGAGCUCGAAAUUGAAACGGAGGAUCUCGUUCAUCAGAUCCACGCAAGGCUUUCUCGUGACAAAGCCGAGAAUAUGAUCAUCGCAUCAGAUCUGCUCUCGUUUCUCUCAGCAAAUGAUAUCCAAAACUACGCACUCAGCAACGCUGGGUUUCUCUAUAUGGCACUCUUACACCUAUACUGUAGCAUGGGGUCUUUGUCCCCUUUCGCUACCGAAGUCCGCUUCUGCGUUACUCAAAUCAUUCAGUGUGCUCAUAAAAUGUCUCACACUAGAGCUAUUGGAAAGAGUUUGGCUUCAACACCCCGAUGA